GCUGGCCACACUGCCUCGGCGACCUGUAAACAAACAGCCCGCUAACAACACUCAGCAGGCGUGUCCAAGGACUUUCCGAAGCAGCCAUGGCGGACAGAAGCACGCAGUUGAAGAAUUCCAUCAACCAGAAAUUGGUUGAAACUGGAGAGAAGGAACGACUGAAGGAUAUGUUGAGGGAACGACUGACAGAGUGUGGCUGGAGGGACGAACUGAAGGAACAUGCCAAGGAAAUUGUUCGGGAACGAGGCCUCCCCAAAGUAACUGUGGAUGAUUUGGUCAAAGAAAUAACACCAAAAGGGAGACAACUUGUGCCCGACACUGUGAAACGAGAACUACUGGCAGAAAUAAAGAAGUUCCUGGCUGCACAACCACAGUGAUACCUGCUUCUCUUAAAUGGAACUCAUGUUUUUUUUUGUUUUGCAUACGCACCAGUUGGUACACAAGUAAUUCUCUCAAGAAAUGAAGUGAAGAUUGAUUUCUUUGUGUAAUUCAUAAAUUUGAACCAUACCAUAUGAUUCUGCAGUCAGUGCUUUGUGGAAUAUCUUAUUCACACUGAGUAGAAAUAGCCGGCCUGAUCUUAACACCAGAUAAAUGACCUUGAAACUUUUGAGUUUUUUUUCAUUUGUAAUAUAUUUUUACUGUAGACUGUUGAUAUGAUUAUGACAGGUAUUGGAGGAAUCAUUAGUCAUAAAGAAAAUGACAGGUAUUACUGUUGUAUACAUUGGAGUAUUCAGUCUUCACUACUAUCAUUGAGCCAUGAUCAUGUUUUCUACCAAACACAAUAGACAUGUACUGCCUUUGAUACUCUGCAUAUUUUUAUUAGUAAUAAGAUUUUUUUGUAUUUCAUGGAAUGAGUACCAUUUACUAUGAAGGACCUGGAUGUGAAGAGGCAGGUCCAUCAGCUAGAGGACAGCUUUUAGCACUUAUACCUCUGUCUGACAUGUUGAGGUUGUGAAGAGCAAUAUGAUUGGGAUGGAAGGACAGAAACACUAGAAGAGGGUAGCUAGAAACUUUUGUAAUUGUCAUUUGCUGGUGUUUUUGGGUGAUAAUAUUUAGAGACAGAUUGACAUAGGUAUAGACAGAUCAUCAUCAUCUUUGCCCAUUCCUGAUCCACUGCAGGACAAAUGUCUUUCCUAUCAUUCUCCACCUCUCUCGGUCUCAUGAUAAUAUUACAUUCUCCUUUGGCGAAUGCCCUAAUUUCAUCUCUCCACCUGGCCCUCCGACCUACAGUUUCUGGGUUGUCACUUACUUUGGCUGCCCAUCUGUUAUCAAUUCAAUGCCUGAUAUAACCUGCUCAAGCUCCUUUCAUAUUCUUACUCAUCAUCAAAAUAUCUUCAACUUUGGUCUGUUCUCUGAUUCAUGAUGGGCCCUUUCUGUUUCUCCUAUUUUCUCUGUUCCUCUUUGUGCAUUUAUUAGCAUUCAUUCAUUCAUUCAUUUCAUCAACGCCUGCUCCUUGGAGCUCCCACCAGGGGAUGGCCACGGCAGCCUCUUCUCUAAAUAUUUCAUGCAGUGCCAAGUUUGUGGAGUGUAAGUUAGAACUGGUGGAUGCAAUGAUUGUAAGCCUUUCACUUCAGGGAGAAUGGCAAGUUGCUAUUCAUGACAUCACUGAAAAAAGAUGUUUACCAAAGGCUCUCCAUCCCAUUCCUAUUCUUUAGCUCCAUGCCAUUUCUAUUCUUUGAUUUUUUAUGUGUGUGUGGUCUGGGUUGGUACUCAGUGUUUGCCCUAGAUACAUAUAUUUCAUUUGUCGUUUCUCUCAAGUGUUUCAUUUCCAACCAUUAUUUGUUAUCCUGCCAACUGAGUAUUAAAUAUUAACUCUAUUUCCUUCAUCUUCGGACCCACUCCCAGACUCUGUGAAUAAGAUAGAUAGAUAGUUGGUGAGUGUAACUGGAAGGUUGGCUAGAAACUUUAUGAUAUUCAGUUGGCAUAUAAUAUGUAAGAGAGCUAUGCCUCAUUUUUAGGUAACACACUUUUUCUACAUUAUUUUGACAACAUGAAUUGAUCAUAAAAA
Messenger RNA from Eriocheir sinensis (Chinese mitten crab), 2008 nucleotides. RefSeq names its product transcription and mRNA export factor ENY2-like. The record is from RefSeq and is a predicted model, not a curated record. The transcript has 3 exons. Bases 87 to 377 code for a protein of 96 amino acids. Gene Ontology annotation, cellular component: nuclear pore; DUBm complex; SAGA complex. Gene Ontology annotation, molecular function: chromatin binding; transcription coactivator activity. Gene Ontology annotation, biological process: regulation of transcription by RNA polymerase II; poly(A)+ mRNA export from nucleus; positive regulation of DNA-templated transcription. Lineage: Eukaryota; Metazoa; Arthropoda; Malacostraca; Decapoda; Varunidae.